Molecule: messenger RNA, 1760 nt
Organism: Leptopilina heterotoma
Lineage: Eukaryota; Metazoa; Arthropoda; Insecta; Hymenoptera; Figitidae
Exons: 3
Coding region: 29-1060 (343 amino acids)
Biological process (GO): G protein-coupled receptor signaling pathway
Cellular component (GO): membrane
Molecular function (GO): G protein-coupled receptor activity
Source: RefSeq, a predicted model, not a curated record
AAAAUUAUAUUAUCGAACACGAUAACUAAUGAACGAUCUAAACUUGUUAAUUUUCGGAUCAAAACUCAAAAUCUGUUCACGAAACGAAAGUGAUAACAAGAUAGAAAUAAAUGGAAGCAUCGACCUAAUGACGAACCAUGUCCUCUUAAUUUUUGGCUUAGCAUUAAAUUUUCUAAUAAUCAUCGUAAUUGUCCUCAAUCAUUCAAUGCAUAAAUCGACGAGUUGCUAUAUUCUGAGUUUCGUCUCAUCAAAUUUACUUCUUCUGUUAGAUACGCUAAGCAACAAUCUUCACUGGUGGUACAAUAUUAAUAUUUAUUUCGACAUUCCAUAUAUUAUUAGUUUGACAUUUAAUUCGUCUAUUUUAACUCUCGGAAUGCUGACAAUGGACCGAUAUAUUUUCAUUCAUAAAAGACUGAACUCUGCUAAAAAUAGUCGUCUUAUGAAUAAUUCAAUAUUCCACUUAAAAAUAGCUGGAAAAAUUGUCAUCGUCAUUUGGAUUUUUACUUUGGUAAUUACUGCAAUGGAAUUUCAUUUAUAUGAAAAAUUCGAACGCAAAGAAGUGUACACCAACAAUAUUGAUCCGAGAAUUCAAAUUUUUGUAAUUUUCUCCUUCAUCUUUGUGGCGUUGCCCAUGAUUCUUAUUAUCUGGCUGGGGAGUUUGUUGAUUUAUGAGAUGGAGCAACUGAGAAUGAUUGCAGGUGUUAACAAGGAGGAUGCUGAAAGUCUUCGACUCUUGGCUGGUAUAACAGUUGGAUUUUUGUUCACCAUGGCACCAUACAGAGUAGCCUUGAUUUUCAAUUACCUGUUUCCGAUAAUGUGUUGCUCAAAGGAUAAUUUAAGACUCUGUUGCACAAUAAUUAAAGGAACCAUUAUUGUCUUCCCUCUCAUCUGCUUUGCGACUUCGAGACAAAUUCAAUCAGCUCUUAAGAAAACACUUUUUCGUUGUCGAUGCAAUUUGACGAAACCAGAAAACCUCAAGAAUGCCUCAAAGAGUGCGGUGAAGACCGUUUGUGAAGAAUUGAAAACUAAUGAAAGAGACAGUAGUGGCAAUUAUAGAUGAGACAAUAAAAAAAGGGAAUUGAAAACUCUUCUCAAGUCGAAUCAUAAAUACUUGAAUUUUUGUAAUUUUUUAAAUUAGUUUUUAUCCAGCGAAGUAUAAGAAUGCCAAAGAAAUGAAUGAAGAAAAAAACUAAAAAAAACCUAUUUUAAAAAACAUUUUAUUAAAAAAGAAAAAAUUAAUUUAAAAAAAACCGACAAAGAGAGAAAAAAGAGAGAAAGAGAGAGAAAGAGUUGAUAAUAAUAGACGUUGUGCAGUGCGAUAGUCGGUUCUAUUUGUUUUUCGAUUUGGUAUUCCACUCACAAUCGACCCUUUCAGCAUCCACGAGGGAAUUUUUAUCCAAAGAAACACGCUUAUGAACCGAGAGAGGAAGCAUCGAAGGAAGAUAUGUCGUACGUGCUCACUUGGAGACACCGCGAAACAGGAAAUCAGUGAGGUGGAAAGUAGCCACGCCAAGAAAAAGGGAACUUCCGUCUUCCAAGAUCUUUUUUUGAUAUGAGAAUUCAAUUUUCGAACCCAAUCCCUUCCCCUCCAUCCUCAUACCGAAAAAUCGUAACGACAAUAAUCAAAUUUUACGAUUUUACGAAUCCAACAAAAUUCACGUUAUGAAUAUAUUCGAAAUUAUUUAAAUACGAAAAAAAAGAAUCAGAAAUUUUCUUCGAGAAUUUAUAUUGUUCUAAAUGUCUUUUACAGAAACAUUUCC